AUCAGUUGAAUUUUGUGCAGCAGUGAAUGAAGAAGUGAAAAUGAGAAUAUUUAUUGGAUUAGCAUUUCUUGCUAUUUUCCAUUUGGCAAAUGCAAAAGAUCUUUGCCUUUGCUGUGGAACGGAUAUUUUGAGUCAAGAUACAGGGAAUUGUAGCCUCCUAGUGACGCCAUUAGUGCAAGAAGAUGUGAUGAUGCUUCAGAAGCUAUGUGAGACGGAGCAUUCUAAGCUUGUUGUUGAUGAAUACUACGGCUCAUAUGAACGAUCCUACUACGAAUAUAUUCCGUACUUAGCAGCUGAAAGUUGGGCUAUUACAAUCAGGCCUGAUUUCUACUUUGAAGACUGCAAAAAAGACAUAGAUAACAUCGCGAGUAUGCUGUACUGGAUAAAGAAUGCAUCAUCGAAUUUCCUUUAUAAUCUCAAUGGAAACUACCUUGCAAGGAAGGUGGCUAAAAUUGGACAUGGUGAAAGAAUAUCCCAAUUAGGGAGAUACAGGUAUGACAGACAUGCCUGGGAUGCACGAUUCACGCCUUACCGACUUGACGGUUAUCCUGAUAUAAGUGCAUUCGAAGGGGCUUAUGAAUUCCUCGUUCGACGCCUGCCACUCUCCUACGAAGUGAGCAAUACGCAAAAAGUUCGACAGAUUACUUGGGAUCUACAGGAGGAACAUCUGGGAGUUUUUACGUAUCACAAUCCUUCACCGUAUCCUCAAAAGUUCGCUAUUGAAGUUUCCUUUCCGAGUGAUAUUACCUACGAAACUGAAGAGUAUCUAGUUCCUGGAACAUUGCUGAAGUACAAAGGUUCCAAUGAGACAUUUACACUGAAAACUGGGGAGUUUAUUAGUCAAACUCUGAACUAUACUGUUACCUUCAACAUAACUAUCGAACCACAUCGAACUGUUUCGGCUAAAGUUAUCGGAGUAUGGACUAAGGUUGAAAAUGUCUUUACGGCAACACUCAAUACAACAUUCCUCCAACUAGGAAGUUUUGCAGAGUAUGAAGUUAAGGAGAAUGUAACAGGAACGAAAAUCAACAUUAGGUUUGGACGAUUCUAUCUUUCGGAGAUCCAAGAAAUCAACUCAGAUGACUACAUUGUUAUCAGCUAUAAAGCCAUUGGUAAUAUCUUGUUCGUAGUUGCUUUCCUUUUGGUUCUUCUUCUCUUGUUCAUCAUUGUAAGAAGGAUCAAGAAGUGUUGCACAAAGAAGCCUUCUCCAGAAGGGUACACCGUGUUGAAUGAAUAGAUUGUAAAUCUUGAUCAAAAAAUGAGUCAACACAGAGAUUAAUCCAUUUAUCAGUGAAGAUUUUUUCUCUGCAAUAUUGAAUGGUAAUCUCUGUUUGUCGUCAAUGAGAUAAGAUAGGGUUGCAUGGAGGAAAGAACAGAGAAAAUAAUGAAUAAAUUGUAAAUUAUAUUCUGAAAAUUAUUAUAAUAAAAUAUUCUUUUAUACCAA
Messenger RNA from Lutzomyia longipalpis, 1444 nucleotides. RefSeq lists its product as uncharacterized. The record is from RefSeq and is a predicted model, not a curated record. NCBI's taxonomy places the organism in Eukaryota, Metazoa, Arthropoda, Insecta, Diptera, Psychodidae. Bases 41 to 1237 code for a protein of 398 amino acids. The transcript has 6 exons.